Mastomys coucha (southern multimammate mouse) is the source of this 397-nucleotide messenger RNA. Its product is annotated as transcription elongation factor SPT4-A. The record is from RefSeq and is a predicted model, not a curated record. The annotation marks the transcript as partial. Gene Ontology annotation, cellular component: nucleus; DSIF complex. Gene Ontology annotation, biological process: regulation of transcription elongation by RNA polymerase II; chromatin organization; mRNA processing. The transcript has a single exon. NCBI's taxonomy places the organism in Eukaryota, Metazoa, Chordata, Mammalia, Rodentia, Muridae. Gene Ontology annotation, molecular function: zinc ion binding; RNA polymerase II complex binding.
GUUUACUUCCUGCGACUGUGGAGCGAGUAGUAUCGUAUCGGUGAGGAUGGCCCUGGAGACGGUGCCGAAGGACCUGCGGCAUCUGCGGGCUUGUUUGCUGUGCUCGUUAGUCAAGACUAUAGACCAGUUUGAAUAUGAUGGGUGUGACAACUGCGAUGCAUACCUACAAAUGAAAGGCAACAGAGAGAUGGUUUAUGACUGCACCAGCUCUUCCUUUGAUGGAAUCAUUGCAAUGAUGAGUCCAGAGGACAGCUGGGUCUCCAAGUGGCAGCGAGUCAGUAACUUUAAGCCAGGUGUAUAUGCUGUAUCCGUCACUGGUCGCCUGCCCCAAGGAAUCGUGCGGGAGCUGAAAAGUCGAGGAGUGGCCUACAAAUCCAGAGAUACAGCAAUAAAGACC